AUGAAGAAACUUUCAUUUUAUAAUCUAUGUAUUACAGAUGUAAAAAAUGCUAACCCAAUCUUCUACACUUGGACUGAAGAGCAAGCUGGGAAAGGGUCAACUAAAGUUUCUUCAGCUCUCCUGAACUUCUUGAAAACAUGUGAUUAUAAUAGAAAAAAGGUAUUAAAGCUCUUCUGUGAUGGAUGCGGAGGACAAAACAAAAACAACAUUGUUAUCCACAUAUUAAUGUAUUCCUUUCAAUCCACCAAGGUCCUAUCAAAGAGAUCAUCAUUACAUUUCUUGUUCGAGGCCAUAGUUCCCUCCCUGCCGACAGUGUUUUUGGAAGCUUUAUAUGGCGAAUGGAGAGAAAUAGAUAACCUAAACUUCUACAAAGAUAUUAUUGAUGAUGAAAAUUUGACUAUUGUUAACAAUAAUAAUGAUGAUGAUGUUAAUGAAAGAUGUGACUGUUUAGAAGAUGAUUGUUGUGGGGUGCAUACCUGA
This is a messenger RNA of Psylliodes chrysocephalus, 480 nucleotides long. NCBI's taxonomy places the organism in Eukaryota, Metazoa, Arthropoda, Insecta, Coleoptera, Chrysomelidae. The record is from the annotation of a GenBank genome assembly.